Molecule: messenger RNA, 8893 nt
Organism: Colius striatus (speckled mousebird)
Lineage: Eukaryota; Metazoa; Chordata; Aves; Coliiformes; Coliidae
Gene: ZBTB21
Product: zinc finger and BTB domain containing 21
Exons: 2
Coding region: 553-3732 (1059 amino acids)
Biological process (GO): regulation of transcription by RNA polymerase II; negative regulation of DNA-templated transcription
Cellular component (GO): nucleus
Molecular function (GO): DNA-binding transcription factor activity, RNA polymerase II-specific; protein binding; RNA polymerase II cis-regulatory region sequence-specific DNA binding
Source: RefSeq, a predicted model, not a curated record
UCAAAGGCAGGUCGCUGUGGAGAUCCAUAAAUUGUUGGGCCAAAGAUUCAGCUUUUUCACCCUUGUGAGGAGCUUUCCUUAGUAGAGAUUUUCUUUUUGCAGUAAUUUUCAAAUAGUAGAGGUGCCUUUUUCUAUCCUUGUUGAAGAAAGAAAAUAAAUCUAAUACCAAAUACACAGUGCUUAGGUUUCUGAAAUCUAGUUUGAUGAGAUCACUAGAAGGCUGUUGAAGAUUAAGUCUAAAAUCUCUUCUUGGCCUGUAGGAAGCAAGGAAAGCUGCAGGUGCCUCUACUGUACUUGCCCUUCCUGGGUCUGAAGUCUUGCCGUCACUGUUGCUCCCGAGGACCAGCAGCUGCUAAGAGUACGUGGCACUUGAACACAGACAAUGAGAGAUUUUCUGAUAUGCUCCUGCUGUUUCCUUGAUGUCACUGGAACAUCAUGGAAGAAAGAGAGAAGAGGUUUUUUCCAGUCAGUAGCGAAGAAGACUGGAAAAAAAAAAAAGGGUUGGAAUAGAAGCAGACUGUCUGGAGGAAAACGCUUAGAAACAGCAGAAUCAUGGAGGGGCUCUUGCAUUACAUAAAUCCAGCACACGCCAUUUCACUUCUAAGCGCCCUGAAUGAGGAGCGUCUAAAAGGACAGCUGUGUGAUGUUGUUCUUAUAGUAGGAGAUCAGAAAUUUCGAGCUCAUAAAAACGUUCUGGCUGCCAGCAGUGAAUACUUCCAGACUCUCUUCACAAAUAAGGAGAAUGAAUCACAGUCAGUGUUUCAACUCGACUUUUGUGAGCCGGAUGCUUUCGAUAAUGUGUUAAACUACAUUUAUUCUUCAUCCUUGUUCAUUGAGAAAGGCAGUCUUGCAGCUGUGCAAGAACUGGGCUACAGUCUUGGAAUAUCCUUUCUUACAAACAUUGUUUCUAAGAGUCCUCAAGCUCCUUUUCCAGCUUGCCCUGCUAAGAAAAUACUCUAUCAAGAUGAAGAAGAAAAUAGUUCUCAGAAGAGAAGUGUCAUUGUCUGUCAGAACAGAAUUGAAGCACAAGUGAAAAGUAUAAAUCAAACACAACAUGAUUUAAGCCAUAUUUCUAAACCUUCACCCUCUGUUACUGUCAAAACUAGCAGCAGACCACAAGUAACAAAACCAACUGACACCCUUCACAACUUAUCGCUAACUGAAAGGAGAUGGCUGAAAGAAAGUCCUGUGAGCUAUACCAAGGUUCAUGAAACUUCUGCAGCUGUGGAGGAUCAGAGCAGAGGUGGCUUAGUGAAAAGGAACACAGUACUGCCUCAAAUACCUUUAGCAGAUAAAGAAAUUUCAAGUGAUGAACCAGGAAGCAGUGGUCAGCUUUUAAGAGGAAAGGCUGCUGAGAUGUCAUUAAAAAGACCACGUCCGCCAGUCUUGUCUCUGCGUGGUGCAUCAGAGUCUACAUUUUUGCUGCGAGAAGCAGGAAAAGGAAAUGGCCCAGGUGAAGACAGGAAUUUGCUAUACUACUCAAAGUUAGGGCUAGUAAUUCCAUCUAGUGGAUCUGGUCCAGAAAACCAAAGUAUUGACCGAAGCGGUCCACUUGUAAAAAGUCUCCUUCGAAGGUCACUGUCCAUGGACAGCCAGGUUCCUAUUUACUCACCUUCUGUUGACCUAAAACCUUCACAGGUAUCAUCCUCCUCCUCACCAGGAACUAAUGAUUCCCAGAAGACAUUUAGUGUUGUGUCCCAAAAGUCAUCCUUGAAAGAGUCAUCAGAGAAGUUAGUCAUAGAUGAAAAACCACAGGUAAUACACCCACAUCGCCUUAGGUCUUUCAGUGCCUCUCAGUCAACCGAUAGGGAAGUUGCUUCCCCUCUCACAGAGGUGCAAAUAAAAACUGAACCUAGCAGUCCACUUUCAGAUCCUGCCGAAAUAAUAAGAGUUACAGUGGGUGAUGCUGCAGCAUCGACAAAUAAAGACUUUGCGUUUAAAACCGAGGAUGAUCAUAAGGAACCAAGUAGACUUCCAGCAAAAAGGAGAUUUCAAGCUGAUAGAAGACAACCAUUUAAGAAACUGAAAGCAGAUGAGCAGGGUUCUCCUGGGUCAGAAGAUAACUUUGAGGAAGGCUCAAGCCCUACACACCUUGAUGCUGAUUUUGCCGAUUCUGAUGUCAGUAAAGAUGAAUACAGCGAGAUGGAGGAAGCGAGACCAAAUAAAAAAUUUAAAUGCAAGCACUGCCUUAAAAUUUUCAGAUCAACAGCAGGACUUCAUCGUCAUGUUAACAUGUAUCACAAUCCAGAGAAGCCCUACGCUUGUGACAUAUGCCACAAGAGAUUUCACACAAAUUUCAAAGUGUGGACACACUGCCAGACGCAGCAUGGAAUUGUGAAGAAUCCCUCACCGGCUUCUAGUUCACAUGCUGUUUUGGAUGAAAAAUUCCAAAGGAAACUGAUCGAUAUAGUGAGAGAGAGAGAAAUUAAGAAAGCUCUAAUUGUUAAGCUGAGACGUGGCAAGCAAGGUUUUCAGGCACAGUCUGCUUCACAAGCACAACAGGUCAUCAAGAGGAAUUUAAGGUCGAGAACCAAAGGAGCCUAUAUUUGUACCUACUGUGGGAAAGCUUAUCGUUUCCUCUCACAAUUUAAACAGCACAUAAAAAUGCACCCAGGGGAGAAACCGAUUGGAGGAAAUAAGGCUCCGAAGCAGAAAGACCAUGCUCAUAUUGAAAGUCCAGUAGAAAGCAAGGAGGUUUAUCAGUGCCGUCUCUGCAAUGCUAAGCUCUCUUCACUUAUUGAACAGGGAAAUCAUGAGCGACUCUGUAGAAAUGCUACUUUCUGUCCUUACUGCAGCCUUAGGUUUUCUACUCCAGAGCUGAGGCAUGAGCACGAAAACAAGUGUGAGUACAAGAAGCUUACUUGUCUUGAGUGUAUGCGUAGCUUUAAAUCAUCCUUUAGUAUUUGGCGUCAUCAAGUCGAAGUUCACAAUCAAAACACGAUGGCUCCAUCAGAGAACGUUUCCCUACCUAUCCCUACCCUGGAUCACAAUGGAGAAAUAACUAGUUCAUCGAGAUUGCCUCAAUCAGAAUCCAAUAAAAUGAACCAUUUGGUUGCUGCAAAGGAAGAUGGUGUGUUCAGUGAUUCGUCAGAACAAAUCAAUUUUGAUUCUGAAGAUUCCUCAUGCCUACCUGAAGACUUAAGUGUUUCCAAGCAGUUGAAAAUUCAGAUCAAAGAGGAGCCUGCAGAUGAUGUAGAGGAUGAGGUCACCGAAACGAGCAGAGAACCUAAGGAAGUAGUCUCCAACAAAGAUGCCGGUUUGUGGCCCUGUGAAAAGUGUGGAAAGAUUUUUACUGUACGCAAACAGCUGGAACGUCACCAAGAGCUCUUAUGCUCUGUGAAGCCAUUUAUUUGUCAUGUGUGUAACAAGGCCUUCCGAACCAAUUUCCGUCUGUGGAGUCACUUCCAGUCUCACAUGUCACAGGCCGCAGAGGAGUCCACCAAUAAAGAGCCUGAGAUAUGUCCACCAGCUAAUUCCCCAUCACCACCACCCUUACCUCCACCACCACCCCUCCCCAAAAUCCAGCCUCUGGAGCCUGAUAGUCCAACAGGCUUGUCUGAAAGCUCCACUACUACUGAAAAGUUAUUUGUACCACAGGAAUCAGAUACACUCUUCUAUCACGCUCCGCCACUCUCAGCAAUCACAUUCAAAAGACAAUACAUGUGUAAACUCUGUCAUAGGACUUUCAAGACAGCUUUUAGUCUUUGGAGCCAUGAACAGACACACAAUUAGCUUUAACAGAUACCUUGAAAAGCUGGUUCGAUGGAGGCUGUGUUCAGGAUAUGAGAUGUCGGCCAUAUAAAGUAGAAAUCUAAGAGGAUCAAAACAAUUACGAUGAAAAAUUUGGACUUUGUGAUGCUGCUUGGAUUUCAAGAUUGAGGUAAACUAACUUGGUAGGUAGAAAGCAGAGUAAUUUAAGAUACUGUGGUCUGGGAUCUAAUAGUAAGAGAAGAAUUUUUAUUUCCUUUAACACUGAAAGACGAUCACAUCUGGAUUGUAUGCAUGGAUCUUCAUCUUGUGAUGUUGGUGUGUGCGUGUGUAUUAUAUAUAAAGUUAUAUAUUAAAUGAAAGAGCAACAACAAUUUGGAUUCUAACUGAGUUUAUAGUAGUGACAUACUGUAACCAAUUUCAUGAUUUUAUUUUUUUUAAAGGAACCAACACACAAGCUCCAUAUAAAUAGUUGCCAUGCGCUUGCAGUUAGGGAGGAAGUGGAUGGAGUGUCUUGUAUUGACUUAGGUCUUAGAAACCUUUAGCAAUAACAAAUAAACCUCAAGUUUGAGUAAUCCUGGUGUUAUUGGAUACGAAUGUUUGAUAUUUUAAGGGAACAUAGAAUCAUUUUGUGGUUAUAUGGAACUUGUACAAAUUAAAAUAGAAUCUAAAGUCAGCAAUAUUAUUACUAAGAUUUUAUAUAAAAAGUAGCAGCAAGACUGCUUUCAGCCAUUUAAUAGUAAGUUUCUAAGGAAAAUGAGGGAGGGGGUUCUUUGCUUUAUAUAAUGUCCCAAAGACUAAUUUACUAUAGAUACUUUGGUAGUUCAUGUCAUUGUAUUAACAGCCAUCAUCAUGCAAAUGGUACUGUUUAUAUUAUGAAGAUUGAAUGGAUAUCAGUCAAGUUUCAUAAUUUGUUUCCACUGUUUGUACAACUAUUUAUAAUUCUAACUACAAAGGAAUGCAUAACAAAUCAAAAAAGGAGAAAAAAAAAAAGAGAGAGCUCAUUAGGGCCAGAAGAUGAGUUGUGUUCAUACACACAGUACUAAGUUUGACCAUGAGUACAAAGAUACGUUUUAACAAAAACUAAAAAUGUAAAUAUUUAUAUAGACACCUGUAUAAAUGAAGAAGUUUGUAUCUGAAAUCUGUAUUAAGCAAACAUAUCCAGCGCAAAGCAGAGGAAAAAAACCAUCACACUACACAAUCACUGCAUUUUAUGAAUACAAUGCAUAGAAUACUUCUUUCUGAUGCUUUCUAUCGUAUGUGAUACUGUGUUGCAAUUUUCUCAUUUGUUGAAAAUCGUGGUAAUAAUGGGCUGCAGAUAUUCUGUGUGGUUCCAUUAUUUUACCUCAAAUCACAACUGGAGCAUCUUGUGUUAAGUAGUAUCAUAGAUAUUUACCAGAAGCUAUAGUAAGGGUCCAAAAUUACUCUGUAAAGGUAAAGAAACUUUACCCAGAAUAAGGUGGUAAACUAACACUGAAAAUUUCUUCUGCUAGAAUUUAAACUGAAUGAAGUGGUGAUGGAAUAAAGUGAACAUAAAUGAUACAAAAAGUAUUUAUGAUUGUGACCAACUUUACCCUGUGUGAGUUGGGAGAGUGGAGUUGCAUUCCACACUAUGUAGUCAGAGACCAGUCUGUGUUCACAGCAAGCAACAGGAGUUUGGUCACCACUUUCAGGGGGAGAAGGAGCAGGGCUUUAACCAUGAUGGUAUGUAACCACGAUUUUUUCGUUUUCAGAGUCAUAGAAUGGUAGGGGACCUUUGGAGAUCUAGUCCAACCCCCCUGCUAAAGCAGGUCCAACUAGAUUCCAAACUCAAAAAUAAGAAUUGCAAACUGACACUGAGAUUUGGCAAAACUAGGCACAAGCGUGACUCCUAAGAUUCUGAGGGUGGGCUUUCUCAGGCACACACAGGAGUAGAUUUUUCUCAGUGAUGCUGCCAUUUCUUUCCAACAGACUUUUUUUUUUUUUUUAAAGUAUUAUUAUUUGUCAUGAAAGUGAAGUUUAAAAGAAUUUUCUCAGGAUGAACCCGAUUUUUUUUCCAACUACCAAAAAAAAGGCAAUGUUACUUUCAAGCCUCUUCUGUUAAUUUUUUAUUAAAACCUAAAACUGUUACUAAACACCUCUAGUAGUAAUGAGUUGUUCUUUUGUCCUCAUUCAGGCAAAUUGUAGCUGAAUAUGAUUACACUAAUUUGUUAGAACAUCAGUUAAACUCUUUCAAUGACGUUGCAAUUAAAACAAGGUACUAGUUUAAUAAUGGCAUUUCUAGUUAUUGACAUUUUAUUCCACUUCAUAAGACUAAAUUUCUUCCUUGCCAGAAACAAUUUCAAAAUAAAAUGGUUAUUGCACUGGCUUAACAGAAUCAGAAAAACACACAAAGCUUUGCUGAGCAUCCUUUAAAUGUAUUUCAGAAAUCUGUGCAUGUAAAGUCUGAUCAUAUUUUUGUAAUAUGGUUCCUAAGUUUUCACCAAUGAUUCCUCUACAUAAUAGUCUGAAAGUUUAUGUAGCCUUUUAAAAAUCGGUAUGCUUUCUAAAGCAAGAUUGCAGCUAGUUCAGCUAUGUCAUAAUCAUCUAACUUCCAACUGGGAUUCUGCUAUGUGAUAUGAUAAAUUCCACACACUUUGAAUCAAAAGCUUGUGCAACAUCUUUGAAGAAACCUCAACCUUGUUCCUAGUAUACCAUGUAUUAUAAAAAGAACAUAAAAUAUUUUUGGUCUAAAUAGCCUCUUUCUAAGUUUUUCUUUAGUUGUUUUGUUUGGGUUUGUUUUGAGGUUUUUUAAGAGUUUUGGUUUAACUUCGAGUGUAUUCUGUGGGGUUUUUUUUAAACUUGUUUCCUGAUGUUUAGUAAAGGAAUUCAGGAUCUCUGAAGUUUGAAUAUGAGAUGUUUAUAUAGCAGUUCUGGUUUUCUAUUAGCUUUUAUACAGUAUCUUAAAAAGCCCUUGAUAGAAGUGUUUAUUUUGGAGGAUACAGAAUAAAUAUGCUUCCACUUAUAUAACUUUAAUAUAUGUUUAAAAAAUUAAAUUAUGGAAAAAAAUGAUAGUUGCUUGUUUAUAAAUAAAGGUCUUUUGAAGAGUGUCUAGUUUGGUCACAGCCAAAAUAAAAGGCAAAUUUAUUGAUACAAAGGCUAGUCUUCAUCAUAUUUUGUUUAAUUUUGUAGCUGUGUGCUAAAGUGACAUGAAGUUAAGAGGUCUUGAUAAACAUGAAAAGUGUUUUGCUUUUUCUCUUAAAAUUUGUGACAAGAAUGUGCAGAUGUUUUAAUAUAUAGAUUAGAAUCUCUAAUUCUUUCUCUUUUUGCUAUUUUUAUAACGUCAGGUAAAUCUCAGAGAACUAUUCUGCUUCAGUGGAAGUACAGUGGAAACUUAUUGCUUUUAAGAUGAGUAGGGUUGAGCCAUGAAAAGUGUUUUGUUUUGGGUUGUUUUUUCAAGCUCUAUGUUGGCAAAGCAUCUAAGCCUACAGUUAAGAUCCAUUAAGAUCAGUCUUAAUAGUUUUUUAAACAUGUAUUUUGCUAAACUGGGACCAUGAUCAACCUUGAAAGUGAACAAUGGCAGAAAAACAGAUACAGUUGUGGUUUUUUUAAGACCUAGAACCAAAAGUUAAAAUGUUUUUUCCUCUAAGUAAAAGUGGCUAAGGUAUAGUUCUGUAAGUUUACAAAAAUAAAGGACAUGAAGCAGUAAUAAUACUGUCUCUACAGGAGGUUUUUGGUAGGAGGAAGUGAAACACCCUGUGAGAGUUAAUUGAGCAGAUGACCUGCUGAAGCAGUCAGUGGGUGACACUAGAGUUUGUCUUGUGUAUUUCAGAAUAGGAAUGUAGCCUUAUCAGUGUACCCAAACACAGCUGUAAGAGACUUGUUCCUGCAUUUCCUAUUUAGGCAGGCCUUCCAGUGACUCCCAGUAGAUUUUUUUUUGUCUGAUGAUGUUUGUUUCUUUUCCCCCAAGUAGAAGAUGCGGGUUUGGUCUGAAGCUACAUGUAUUCUGUCUUUGUUCCAAACUUCCAGUGGUAAAACUAGAAGUUCCUCACACAGGAUAAGGACAGACUAUGCUUAACCUCUUGGCACUAACGGUGAGGGUGCAAAUAUCUGGCAUGAGCCUGUAAUAUGGCAUGUGCCUAUACUGUUCAAUAAAAUUGUUUACAUUUUCCUACCAGAAGAUUUAGGUAAAAAUCAAAGCAAGUGUAGGGUUUUACUGCUUUGUUUUGUUUGUUUGGUUGGUUUUUUUUUUUAACGUCACUGUUAAUGAAUCAGUGUUAAAAUCUUUUUUGUUGUUGUUGAACGCAGCCUGAUAGUAUUUUUUAAUGUCAUUGGUUCUUGUUUAUUUAAAACAACUUGUGAAAAACUGUACUAUAACUUGUACAUAAAGGGACACUCUCAAGAGAAAGGUUGUAUACAGUAAAUGUACGUAUCUGUAUUAAGAAUAUUUGAUAUUCAUCAAAUCAAGGAAUUUAAAUACAUCAAUUGAUUCAUGAUGCUUGAGCUGCUUUGGCACGAAAAUGCCUAUUAAAGGCAUCCUCAAUUUUUGCAAGGAUGUCUGAAAAAUUUAUCAGAAUUCUGUGGGUUGAGCUUAUUUUUCAUGUUGUUUUUUCUCUCACUGUUCCAGAAUAAAGGACUCAAAUCAAUUUUACAUUUUCCACUUUCUCGGCAAUACACAUCGCCUUUUAAAGACACAAGCUUCCCACUACUGCAGCAGCAACUUUAAUUAAAAUAUGUACAUAAAACACCAACAAACUCUAUUUUGCAAUGUAGCAUGCAAAAUACAUAUAAAAUACACAUGUUAAGGCUUAUUCUUGACAGUGUCCCUUUUUAAAAAGCAGGAAAAUGGCAUCACUUUUAGUAACGGCUACAGGGGAAUAGUUUCCUACAGUUUUUAGAAAUUGGAAUUUUCCAAUGUAUUUGCUGUAGAAUUUUCCAAUUAGCUGCACAAAAUCACUUGUCAUUUUGAAGUGUUAUAGAGGCAAGACAAAAGAAGCUGGUUUUAUAAUCCUGUGUACCUUAUAGUCAUUCUAUAUCAGUUCAAUACACCAGGAUGGGUUUUUACUUUUUUUAGGGCUGAAACUUAAUAGCUUAGGGUAACUUUUUCUUUAAUGUAAUGUAAAACCAUUGCUGCUUUGUACAACUUUUUCUACUGUGUGUUUUCUUUACUUAGAUCUUGACUAAGAAAUGUUGGCAUCCAAUAAACUUACACUUUGUUUCUUUUGAA